AUGUCUGUCUCCCACGCCAACCGACGCAUCCCGUCAUAUCAACCGUACCAGUGUCAUGUCUGCCAAAGUCGCUUCACCCGACAUGAGAAUCUCAAGCGACAUGCCAAGCUCCAUUCCCGUUCCCCGGAGGAGGCCUCGCUGCCCUGUGACUUUUGUCAGACAACUUUCUCACGACCCGAUCUGCGACAUCGACAUAUGAAGAGAAAGCAUCCGGAGUAUGAGCAGAGGCGGGCAAUGAAAAGGUCCCUGCGUGAGCCGAUCAUCUCUAGACCAGGCAGUGACGCGCGGAGACCGGAACGACAUGAUGUCUACCUGUCUUCUGAAUCGUCACCAGACAGCCAAGAUGGCUUUCACCCGCAGAAUUCGGGCGAUGAGUGUGAGCUAGAGGUGGAUGGUGGAAUUUGGAAUGCGCCGUUGCCGCAGACGCAGCAUCCACUCUUCCAUGACCACGACGCAGGAAGCUCAACUAGCGGACCAGCCACAGCUGAAGUACAUAGGGAACAAGUUGUAACAGGUCCCUCCGUCCAAGAGCCCUCAAUAAACGAGUCAGAUUGUAUGGGCCGUAUGGUGCAAGAUGCGAUAGAACUAGAACGGAACCUGCUCCUGGGAACGUCGUUUCUGAAGCCGACCUACGAACUUGACGACCAGUUGCAAUCUGCCAUUAUACCACAGCCUUCUUCAUUUGACACAAAUACCCCCGGCGCCAGUUUAGCCAAGGCAGUCCUGAUACAUUUCCAUCGAACUACCAGUUCGAUUGGUCCCCAUCACAUUCACAAAUUACACGCGGCUGUGACCUCUUCUUCAAACAUAUUUCGCACUUUCUCCCAUUUCUGCACCAACCAACAUUCGACGCCACACAUAUCCCUCUACACCUACUCCUCAGUAUUCUUUCCCUCGGCUAUCAGCACGGCGAAGACCCAAAGUCUGGCGAUCAAGCCGGCUCAGGCGCAAACCUAUCCAACCGAUACCCCAAAGCAGAAUACCACCCUCAUCCAAUCAUAUCUGCUCCUCCAAAUAUGCGCCAUGAUGUACCUCUGCGGCGACUCAUCAUCAUCCGGCCUCAAGAUGCACUCCAACAUGAUAUCCCUCGCACGAGAAGGAGGUCUCAUGCAGCCCAUGCCCACCGCAACCUCCACGACCGAAGAUCUAGAGGCGCUCUGGCAUGAAUUCAUCAAAGCCGAGUCGCACAAGCGAACCUCCUUCGCCGUGCACCAGAUCGACGCACUAUGGUACCAAUUCCUCUCCAUCCCGCGCUCCAUCUCGCAUCUCGAAGUCAAACACGACCUCCCCUGCCCCGAAGCACAAUGGACCGCACCCUCCGCCGCCGAAUGGGCGCACCGCCAUCUCGUCGCCAGAAACCCCGGACCCGCAGUCCCGUACCCGGACGCAGUGCGCCGGUUCCUGUCCUCCGACGCGCUUCCUCAUCUCCAGCGCGCGCGAGUCUCUGGCUGGUCCACCAUGACCGGCAUGCUGAGCAUGGACCGCCUCGACGCCCUGCGCUCGUCGCUCCUCUCCCUGGGCCCGUUUAUCCGGCCGCAACCCGAGACCGCCAAGGCAAUGCACGCCAUCGCAACAUGGGAGACCGCCAUGAUCGAGCUGCAUCUGUGGUCGCCGGCGCACACGGGCGGCAUUGUGGCGGCCAGUCUGGAUGCCGUGGUGAGCCAGUCGACGUCUCUCGCGCCGUCGUAUGAGUUCCUGUGGGAGGCCGACACGGCGAAAGCCAUCCAGCCGCACGUGGACUGGUUCCUGCGCUAUCUGGAUACCACGCGCGAGCCGGACAGCGAGGCCCCGUGGGUGGCCGUGUAUGCGUACAAGGCGUUUUUGAUUGCCUGGCAGCUUGUGCGCGGCGGCAUCCCGAAUGCGAUGCGCGUUGUUGGCAUCGCGGAUGGGGAUGUGGAGGGGGCGUUGGGGUGGGUGAGGGAAGUCUUUCGCCGGAGAGAGAGGUGGAUGCUGGGUAGGCUUGUGUUGUCUUGUUUGGAUGGGUUGGGGAGUUGA
This is a messenger RNA of Aspergillus nomiae NRRL 13137, 1995 nucleotides long. RefSeq names its product C2H2-type zinc finger protein. The coding region runs from base 1 to 1995 and encodes 664 amino acids. Gene Ontology annotation, cellular component: chromatin. Gene Ontology annotation, molecular function: RNA polymerase II cis-regulatory region sequence-specific DNA binding; DNA-binding transcription factor activity, RNA polymerase II-specific; zinc ion binding. The transcript is spliced from 3 exons. Gene Ontology annotation, biological process: regulation of transcription by RNA polymerase II; DNA-templated transcription. Lineage: Eukaryota; Fungi; Ascomycota; Eurotiomycetes; Eurotiales; Aspergillaceae. The record is from RefSeq and is a predicted model, not a curated record.